Messenger RNA from Eurytemora carolleeae, 958 nucleotides. RefSeq lists its product as uncharacterized. NCBI's taxonomy places the organism in Eukaryota, Metazoa, Arthropoda, Copepoda, Calanoida, Temoridae. Bases 407 to 922 code for a protein of 171 amino acids. The record is from RefSeq and is a predicted model, not a curated record. The transcript has 5 exons.
UUCUACUUCUAGUUCUUUUUCAGUGUACUUCUACCCAUAACUCCUAAUAAAAUGUACCCGGACCCAUGAAGCCUGUUGGGGAAAGAUAGAGUGUAUAAGAGACUAGGAGAAGAGAGUCAGUUUAAAGAUAACUCAUGAGCAACAUAUGUGAAUCCGUCACUACAUUAUAGUGUAGUACCAGGAGCGAAGAUAAACACUAAACCCGUCCCUCUCACUGUUCUAUCCACCCCCCGGAGCUAGUUCUCUCAUCCUGAACCUGAAAAGAUUUUAUUAACUAUUGUGACAAGGACGAGAAAGAGAUGAGAGAUAAACAGUUUUUUCUUAUCCGUCCCAGCUCAGCGUGUGAACAUUAAACAAGAAUAUAUUCAAUAAACAUUUUGUUUCUGUGAAAUUUUUCUGUGAUACCAUGUCAGAGAUUGAAAAGGACACCCUGCAAUGUCUUGCCAAAAAGAGAAGCCGGGGCCCUGGAGGAAGACGACUUCCAUCAACUAAAAUAAAAAAGAUUGAGGAGAACUUGCUGAAAAGAUCCAGUGAUUCCAACGAUAAUUUGGUUUUAGAUGCGCCAGCAGAUAGAAACCUUGAUCCGUCCUUAAUCUUUGGCAAGGAUUUGUUAGAUGCUGAGGUUCAGGGAAGAGUAAACCAUCAAGAAUUCGAUAAAAUUUGGUUUAUCAGGGUUCCGUCUAUUCAAGAUGAUUCUAGUCACAACCUUUCAUCCUCUCCUCCCCCACCCUCUACCUCAUCGUCGAAACCUAACCUCCCAGCUUCUCCAACUACCCUGGAGCCAUCCAACCCGCCCAGCCCGUCUCUCCAGGGUAGAACGGAGAAUGUUGAAACCGAAUCCGACCAAACACAAAUGUCUCUGAAAGAUUUCAAAUCUAGCAGAAAGUUAAGAUGGCAGCGCGGGAAAUGCACUAUUUUGUAAAUACAUUUUUAUAUAAUAUUAUAUCAAACAGUCGUC